UCCUCUGGCUCCUCUCUCUCCUUCCUGUUCCGCGCUCUGCGACAUGCAGAGCGUUGACGUCCCACUCGCAAUCUCGCAGAGCGUUGACGUCCCACUCGCAAUCUCCCCUCCUCCAGAUCCAAGCUGCCUUCAAACCCAAACAAAACCGCACUAAACGAUCGAAAGCAAGGGCACGGAUCGCUGUCCGCACCAACGCCGAAGCCAACCCCUCACCUCGCCGCUCCAUUCCCUGACUUGAUCGAGUCUUGACCACUUGGCCGCCCGCCCGGCCAAGAAACCGAGAGCCAGGCACGCCGCGAUGAGCGCCGGCGGCUCGCCGCCCGUGGGGCUGACACCGGCCGACGGAAACUCCGUCGGCGUGUUCAGCUCCGACCGCAUCGGCGGGUUCGGCUACGGCGUCGGCGUCUCCGUCGGCAUCCUCCUCCUCAUCACCACCAUCACGCUCGCCUCCUACUUCUGCACACGUGCGCCCGUCACGGAAGCCGACGUGGGGGAGCCUCCAUCACGGCGCCACGGCGGCCGAGGCGGCGACGGCGGCGAUGGAGACGGGAUGAACGACGUCGAGCUCGGCAUCGACGAGACCACGCUGAAAGGGUACCCGGAGGUGGUGUACGGCGAGGCCAGGAGGGAGGCGAAGGCCAAGAAGGGCACCACGUGCACGUGCUGCUCCAUAUGCCUGGACAACUACGGCGACGGCGACGUGCUCCGGAUGCUGCCGGAGUGCGGCCACCUGUUCCACCGGGAGUGCGUCGACCCGUGGCUCCGGCACCACCCGACGUGCCCGGUGUGCCGGACGUCGCCGAUGCCGAGCCCCAUGCCGACGCCGCUCGCCGAGAUCACGCCGCUGACAAUGGCGAGGCUGUCUUGACAAUAGGCGCGGACCAGGUCUUGCUUGUUUUUUUUUUUUUCCCCUUCUUGAAUUUCUUUUCUUUUCCUUACUGCUAUACCACCAAAAUGUGAGGUGGAAUCUGGGUACGUAUUCUUUGGAGAAUGGAAUGGAUCGAAUGUUCAGUGUAGGAUUUAGAAAUGCCUUUUCUUCGGUGUAAAUUGGGUUCAGAUUAGUCUUCUUCUUGAUGUAAAACAUAGUUUGGAUUAAGAUUCUGUAUGCAUGGAUUACAAAUGGUUGAUGAAUCUUCCAAAGAUAAGCUGACAGGGUUUUUUGAAUCUU
This is a messenger RNA of Phragmites australis (common reed), 1168 nucleotides long. Its product is annotated as putative RING-H2 finger protein ATL71. Bases 299 to 868 code for a protein of 189 amino acids. The record is from RefSeq and is a predicted model, not a curated record. NCBI's taxonomy places the organism in Eukaryota, Viridiplantae, Streptophyta, Magnoliopsida, Poales, Poaceae. The transcript has a single exon.